UUUUAUGUAAGUGAGUAAUGAUUAUUAAAAUUACUACACUAAGAGUUAAAACAUGUCGACGUAACAACAUAGAUUCCUGUAAUUGCUAACCUAAAACCACAGAGUGACUCAAACAUAACCCCAAAAUUUUUAAAUCAAAAAUGGAUUCAACAAGUCAGUUGAAAAAAAUCGAAAGAAAGCUGAGAAAACUCCACCAUGUCGUGUUUAAAGAAACGGGCGUGACAUGCGUCUCAACUCCCACUAAAAUUUUAGCAAUAUGCAAUGCGGGCUUGGCGAACGGAUUGGCGGAGGAGACGGUGGUUGAACAUUUCCAAAAAUACGGGAUAAUAGAUCGAAUAUUGCUGGUCCCUGGAAAGUCGUGUGCCUUUUUGUCGUAUACGGACGAAAAGUCUGCGAUAGAUGCGUACGAAAAAUGUAAUGGCAAAUUGAACAUCGCACAAGAUGAACGCCCUGUAUAUUUAAGUUAUGUUGAGAGUCUGGCGUUAAUACAAGAGGACAAGUCUUGGAACGUAUUUCCUGAGGGUUUAAUAAUUUUGGAAGACUAUAUAACUGAACAACAGGAACAAGAACUGUUAAAUUUAUGCAGCUUUGACAGUAAUACUUCCAGUAUGAAACAUAGACAAGUCCAACAUUUUGGCUAUGAAUUUAGAUAUGAUAUAAACAAUGUUGACAAAAACAAACCUUUAGAAACAGAUGUACCAGAUUGUUGUAAUUUUUUAUGGGAUAAACUAAAAAGCACAGAUUUACAUUGCAAAAAUUUCCAUCCAGAUCAAUUAACAGUAAAUCACUAUUUGCCAGGUCAGGGAAUCCCACAUCAUGUUGACACUCACAGUGCCUUUGAGGAUCCUAUCAUGUCUUUAUCUUUGAAUUCUUCUGUAAUUAUGGAUUUCAAGUCUAACAGUAAACAUUACUGUGUGCUUUUGCCAAGAAGAUCUUUGGCAAUUAUGUCUGGUGAAAGUAGGUACAACUGGACGCACGGUAUAACGCCCAGAAAAUACGACAUUAUUAAAACCGACAACGGUUUUAACACUCUACAAAGACAAACCAGAGUGUCUUUUACAUUCAGGAAGGUUUUACAAGGUGAAUGUUCCUGUAUAUAUCAUGAGAAAUGUGAUUCCUACAAAAAGAGUCAAAUUAAAGAAGAUUUGGAGGAGAUAGUCGCCACCCAAUUGGAAAAAACGCACGUUUAUGAUGUGUACGAGAAUAUUGCCAGCCAUUUUAGUGAUACAAGGCACAAACCAUGGCCCAAUGUUUUAGAAUUUGUUCAGUCUUUGGAUUAUGGGUGUGUUUUAGUAGAUAUUGGCUGUGGAAAUGGGAAAUAUUUAGGCCACAAUAAGAAAAUUUUUGAGAUAGGAUGUGAUAGAAGUUUUGCUUUAAUUGAUGUUUGUCAUGAAAGGAACUUUAACGUUUUCAAUGCGAACUGUUUAAACGUUCCUUUACGUGAUAAUUUUGCGGAUGCUGUGAUAAGCAUUGCUGUCAUUCAUCACUUGGGAAACGAAGAAAGACGUUUAAUGGCAAUAAAAGAAAUGAUCAGAAUAUUAAAGCCAGGAGGAAAAGUUUUAAUUUACGUGUGGGCGAAGGACCAACAUAAAGAUAAACAAAAAACCAGUUACAUAAAACAGGAUAGAAAAAACAGAAAAGGUGAUAGUAUUGUUGAUAUUACGCGAGAGCAACAAAUAAACGUCGGAGAGAAUGUUAAACUGCCCGUUCAUACGAACAGAACUCAGUUCAAACAUAAAGAUUUGUUAGUGCCUUGGAAAUUGAAGAAUGGGGAUGAAAACGAACAGAAUACAUUCUUGAGGUUUUACCAUGUGUUUGAUGAGGGGGAACUGGAGGCUUUGUGUCAGAAAUUAAACAAUAUUAAAGUUGUUCACAGUUAUUAUGAUCAGGGGAAUUGGUGCGUUGUUUUACAAAAAAUAAAUAAAUAAAAAUG
Molecule: messenger RNA, 1933 nt
Organism: Aethina tumida (small hive beetle)
Lineage: Eukaryota; Metazoa; Arthropoda; Insecta; Coleoptera; Nitidulidae
Product: alkylated DNA repair protein alkB homolog 8
Exons: 4
Coding region: 141-1928 (595 amino acids)
Molecular function (GO): RNA binding; S-adenosylmethionine-dependent methyltransferase activity
Source: RefSeq, a predicted model, not a curated record